CGGUCGAGCCGGACGGGCAGUCUGUCCAAGGCUCGUGCGAGGGUCGCAGAGGGGUUGAAGAGCCCCAUGUUGGGUGUGAAGAAGCUGGAUGAGAUCAGGGAGAGCUUCAAUAAAGGCGUGGAGGUCAAAUUCGCACCACUCAGCAUACCCCCUCAUCGCCGACUCCAAACCUUCGCUGUGGCCUUCUGGGCGCUACUCCUUCCUAUCUGCAUGUUCUGCUUCUUCAUGUGCCUGUCUUAUCGGCCACUGUGGGCGGUCAUGAUUCCCUAUAUCAUCUGGAUCCAAUUUGACUCGGCGCCGGAUACGGGCGGAAGGCCGAUCCAGUGGCUAAGGCAUGGAAGGCUAUGGAGGUACUUUGCAGAAUACUACCCGUGCAGUAUCGUCAAGGAGGCGGAACUUCCACCUGAUCGACCGUAUCUGUUCGGCUACCACCCGCAUGGGAUCAUCGGGAUGGGCGCAUUUGCAACAUUCGCUACAGAGGGCACUGGCUUCUCGACCAACUUCCCCGGCAUCCAGCCCCACCUCCUUACCCUCGAAUCCAACUUCAAGAUCCCCUUCUACCGUGAUCUGCUCCUCCUCCAUGGCAUGUGCUCUGUCUCCAAGCCAUCCUGCGCUAGUAUCCUGUCGAAAGGUGCCGGGAGCUCGAUCACCAUUGUUGUCGGCGGAGCGGCGGAGAGUCUCGCCGCGCACCCGGGGACGGCGGAUUUGACGCUCAAGAAGCGGAUGGGCUUCAUCAAGAUGGCACUUACGCACGGGGCGGAUUUGGUUCCUGUUUUCAGUUUCGGAGAGAACGACGUGAGUCUGGAGAACAAGAAGGGGUCCUUGGUCUUCAAGCUCCAGAAGCGGUUCCAGAGCAUCUUCGGUUUCACUUUGCCUCUCUUCUUUGGUCGCGGCAUCUUCAAUUAUAAUUAUGGCCUGAUGCCCUUCCGACACCCCAUUGUCUCGGUCGUUGGCAGACCCAUCCACGUGAAGAAGGACGAGGACCCGUCUCAGGAGGUGCUGCAGGAAGUGCAGAAGCAGUACAUUGACGAACUAAUGAGUAUUUGGGAUAAGUACAAGGACGUAUAUGCCAGGCAUCGGACCAAGGAAUUGACUUUAGUUGAAUAG
This is a messenger RNA of Dioszegia hungarica, 1107 nucleotides long. RefSeq names its product diacylglycerol acyltransferase. Gene Ontology annotation, cellular component: endoplasmic reticulum membrane. NCBI's taxonomy places the organism in Eukaryota, Fungi, Basidiomycota, Tremellomycetes, Tremellales, Bulleribasidiaceae. Gene Ontology annotation, biological process: triglyceride biosynthetic process. The annotation marks the transcript as partial. Gene Ontology annotation, molecular function: diacylglycerol O-acyltransferase activity. The transcript has 8 exons. The record is from RefSeq and is a predicted model, not a curated record.